Molecule: messenger RNA, 972 nt
Organism: Balaenoptera ricei (Rice's whale)
Lineage: Eukaryota; Metazoa; Chordata; Mammalia; Artiodactyla; Balaenopteridae
Gene: CENPK
Product: centromere protein K
Exons: 10
Coding region: 85-900 (271 amino acids)
Biological process (GO): mitotic sister chromatid segregation; kinetochore assembly
Cellular component (GO): nucleus
Source: RefSeq, a predicted model, not a curated record
GAAACCAAGGCACAGAUAGUUUAAGUGACUUGUCCAAGGUCAUACAGCUUUUUUUCUUACAAGGCUAAGAAAAUCACAAGGCCCAUGUCAGUGAAUCAGCAACAUCUAGAUCCAGAUAGUACUACAGAUGUGGAAGAUGUUACAGAUGCUGAAGAAGAACUUAUUAAAAAAUGUGAAGAAAUGUGGAAAGAUAUGGAAGAAUGUCAGAACAAAUUAUCGCUUGUUGGAACUGAGACACUCACUGAUUCAAAUGCUCAGCUGUCAUUAUUAAUUAUGCAAGUGAAAUGUUUGACUGCUGAACUCAGUCAAUGGCAGAAAGAAACUCCUGAAAUGAUUCCACUGAAUGAAGAAGUUCUGGUAACAUUAGGAAAAGAAGAGUUCCAAAAAUUGACACAUGAUCUUGAAUUGGCACUAUCUACUAUUCAGUCAAAGAAUGAAAAGUUAAAGGAAGACUUAGAAAGGGAGCAAAAAUGGUUGGAUGAACAGCAACAGAUAUUGGAAUCUCUUAAUGUACUACACAAUGAUUUGAAACAGCAGGUUGUGACAUUUUCUGAAUCAAGACUCUUUAAUGAGCUGAAAACGAAAAUGCGUGAUAUAAAAGAAUAUAAGGAGAAACUCUUGGUUACCUUGGGUGAGUUUCUAGAAGACCAUUUUCCUCUGCCUGAUAGAAAUGUUAAAAAGAAAAAGAAAAACAUUCAAGAAUCAACUGCACAGCUGAUAACACUGCAUGAAAUGUUAGAGAUUCUUUUAAAUAGAUUAUUUGAUGUUCCACAUGACCCAUAUGUCAAAAUUAGUGAUUCUUUUUGGCCACCUUAUAUUGAGCUGCUUCUGCGUAAUGGAAUUGCCUUGAGACAUCCAGAAGAUCCAACCCGAAUAAGAUUAGAAGCCUUCCAUCAGUAAAAAGAUGGUCUUUUUUUCACACAGUACUUAAAGAAUCUUUUCAUUCAAGGAUAAUGGAAACACUGAGAAUUA